Messenger RNA from Eptesicus fuscus (big brown bat), 1908 nucleotides. RefSeq names its product zinc finger protein 709-like. The record is from RefSeq and is a predicted model, not a curated record. The coding region runs from base 1 to 1908 and encodes 635 amino acids. Lineage: Eukaryota; Metazoa; Chordata; Mammalia; Chiroptera; Vespertilionidae. The transcript has 4 exons. Gene Ontology annotation, molecular function: DNA-binding transcription factor activity; RNA polymerase II cis-regulatory region sequence-specific DNA binding. Gene Ontology annotation, biological process: regulation of transcription by RNA polymerase II.
AUGCUGGACUCAGUGGCCUUUGAGGAUGUGGCUGUGAACUUCACUCUGGAGGAGUGGGCUUUAUUGGAUUCUCCACAAAAGAAACUCUACAGAGAUGUGAUGCGGGAAACCUUCAGGAACCUGGCCUCCAUAGGAAAGAAAUGGGAAGAUUAUGACAUUGAAGAUCAGUACAAAAACCAAGGUGGAAAACGAAGAAAUCCAAUAUUAGAGAGAGUCUGUGAAGGGGAGAAGAACAGUCAAUGUGGGGAAAACUUAAGCCUUACUCUAAAUCUCAGUCCAAAGAAAAAAUCUCUUCCUGUAGUAAAACCAUGGGAAUACAGUGCGUUUGGGAAAGUCUUCAUGCAGCCGUCAUCCCAUAAUAUGCACAUCAGAUGUCACACUGGAAACAAGCCAAAUGAGUGUCAAAAUUAUGGAGACAAGCUAUAUAAUUAUGAUGUAUGUGGGAGAACCUUCAGUUAUCUUCAGUGUUUUGACAAACAUGAAAGGAAUCAAAAUGGAGAAAAAGCCUAUGAAUGUAAGGAAUGUGGGAAAACCUUUAGUUCUUCAACUUCACUUCAAAUACAUGAAAGAUCCCACACGGGAGAAAAACCUUAUAAAUGUAAACAGUGUGGUAAAGCAUUCAGUUGUCUCAGUUCUCUUCGACGUCAUGAAAAAGUUCACACUGGAGAGAAACCCUAUGAAUGUAAGGAGUGUGGAAAAACCUUCAGGUAUUAUCAAAAUUAUCGAAGACAUGAAAAUAAAUUUACUGGAGAGAAGCCCUAUGAAUGUAAGGAAUGUGGGAAAAUUUUCAGAUGUUAUCAAAGUUUUCGAAGACAUGAAAGAAAUCACAGAGAAGUGAAACCAUAUGUAUGUAAGCAAUGUGGUAAAACAUUUAGUUGUCUCCGUUACCUUCGCAAACAUGAAAGAAAUCACACUGGAAAGAAGCCUCAUGAAUGUAAAAUAUGUAGUAAAGCAUUUAGGUAUCCCAGUGAUCUUCAGAAACAUGAAAGAAAUCACACUGGAGAGAAACCUUUUGAAUGUAUGGAGUGUGGUAAAGCCUACAGAGAUCCCAGUUCCUUGCAAACACACCAAAGAACCCAUAUAGGAGAGAAACCCUAUGAAUGCAAGGAAUGUGGCAAAGCUUUCACUUCUCAUCAAUGUGUCCAAAUACAUGAAAGAAAUCAUACUGGAGAGAAACCCUAUGUAUGUAAAAUAUGUAGCAAGACAUUUGGUUAUCCCAGUUCUCUUCGAUAUCACAAAAGAACACAUACUGGAGAGAAAUCCUAUGAAUGUAAGGAAUGUGGGAAAACCUAUAGAUAUCUCAGUUCCUUACGAAUACAUGAAAGAAUUCAUACUGGAGAGAAACCUUAUGAAUGUAAGGAAUGUGGGAAAUCCUAUAGAUGUUAUCAAAGUUUCCAAACACAUGAAAGUAACCACACUGGAGAGAAACCAUAUGUAUGUAAAAAAUGUAGUAAAGCAUUUAGUUGUCUCCAUUAUCUUAGAAAACAUGAAAUAAAUCACACUGGAAAGAAACCCUAUAAGUGUAAAAAAUGUAGUAAAACAUUUAGGUAUCCCAGUGAUCUUCAGAAACAUGAAAGAAAUCACACUGGAGAGAAACCCUUUGAAUGUAAGGAAUGUGGGAAAGCCUACAGAGACCACCGUUCCUUACAAACACACGAAAAAGCUCACAAUGGAGACAAACCUUAUGAAUGUAAGAAAUGUGGGAAAGCCUUCAAAUGUUAUCGAAGUUUCCAAACACAUGAAAGGAAUCACACUGGAGAGAAACCAUAUGUAUGUGAAAAAUGUAGUAAAGCAUUUACUUGUCUCCGUUAUCUUCGAAAACAUGAAAGAAUUCACAUUGGGGGGAACCCUGUUUAUGGAAGCAAUUUGGAAAAUUCUUCAUUUCUCACACAACCUUUCAAAAUCUGA